This is a messenger RNA of Closterium sp. Naga37s-1, 1191 nucleotides long. The record is from the annotation of a GenBank genome assembly. Lineage: Eukaryota; Viridiplantae; Streptophyta; Zygnematophyceae; Desmidiales; Closteriaceae.
AUGGCUCCUAAGCGUAGACUCAGCAAAGCUUCUAAGAAGGGUAUGGCAUCUGGCAGUGACGCUCCCGUGGUGGACCCUCCGUAUGUUGCCUGGAUGAAGAAGCGCCAGGCGGAAGGAGAUCGGCGGGGACGCCUUCGCAGCGAGUGUGCUGAGGCUCGUGACGGGGAACCCUUCGGCGACCCGGACAAUCAGCCAAGCAAGGCUCCGGCUGAGGACAAUGAAGCCUCCUCGUCUUCUGAUCCGGAGGAGUUCGACGCGUUUGAAAGUAGCGACAGCGAGGCAGAUUCCGAUGCUUCGCUCGACACACCAGAAAACGACUUCGAUGGAGCCGACGAGGACAACGAAAUCGCGGGCGAAGGGCCUGUGGCUGCGGAUGACAUCGGAACCUCCGCCCCGAAGCGUAGAGGGGAGCGUCCUAAGAAGAAACGCAAGGUCUGGUCAGAACUCGAGAUGACAGAGAUGGCCGUCGCUCGUUGGUUCACGCGUGAAGAUUUGAAGGCAAUGCAAGGGAAACAGGGGGCACAGUAUUGGAAGAAGCUCCGUAGGCACAUCCGCAAGGCGAACAAGAAUUGGGUUCGCAAAUCGGAGGCCAUGAAGCAGCAGUGGAAGCGGAUGGAGCGCGAAUUCAAGGAGAUCAACGAUGCUUUGAACGUGUCAGGCAACGCCAACAUCGUCAGGCCGCCGUGGUUUACCUAUAUGGAAGAUCUGAGGGCGGGAUCUGCUGCCCCCAUGUUGUGGAUGGCAGUGGCGCCGCCGAGGACCAUGCUGAUCCUAACGCGACCAUGGAGCCUCCAUCCACUGCGGCAGCUACUCAGCAAGUGCCCGUGGUUCAAGGAGCAGAAUCCGCAGCCGAUUCGUAGCAAGCGCGUGGCAGAAAGUGCGACCAUGACUGGGGCGAAGCUCAUCGCGGACACCCUGAAGGCAUGUAACCAGGAAGGCCUUGCUAAGCUGGACCAGAUUACUGCUCUCAUCAUGAAUGCUGUGGCGGCGGCUUCAGCGGCUCCAGAGGUGGCAGCGGCAAAUGUGGGACAGGCUGACCCUACCACUCUCACUGUGACCCUAGACCAUGGUGAUCCGACCAGCCCGGAAACAUGUAACACGGAUUACACCUACACCCCAAGCUCGGAAGAGACCGCCGCUCCUACCGACAUGGGUCCCACUAACGGCGAGGCCGCUGAGUUCCAGCAGUAG